AUGGCGGCCACCGUAAGAAAGGCUUACGGAACUGGGACUUUUGGUCGAGUCUUCCUUGUCAAGGACAAGAAAAGCAAGGCCUUCUUUGCACUAAAACAGAUGAAGAUUUCUGACGUGAUCCGGCUGAAGCAGGAGCAGCACGUCCACAACGAGAAGGAGGUGCUGACAGAAAUCAGCCACCCUUUUCUCAUCAGGCUCUUCUGGACUCACCAUGACGAUCGCUUCCUCUACAUGCUGAUGGAUUACGUCCCAGGUGGAGAGCUCUUCAGCUACCUACGCAGUCGCGGGCGAUUCAGCAAUGCCACAGGCCUCUUCUACACCUCUGAGAUCGUAUGCGCCAUUGAGUACCUUCACUCCAAAGAAAUAGUCUACAGAGACCUGAAGCCUGAGAACAUCCUGCUGGACAGUGAGGGACAUAUCCGCCUUACUGACUUUGGCUUUGCUAAGAAGCUGUCUGAUAGGACCUGGACUCUGUGUGGAACCCCUGAGUACUUGGCUCCUGAAGUGAUCCAAAGCAAAGGCCACGGCCGGGCUGUGGACUGGUGGGCUCUGGGCAUCCUCGUCUUUGAGAUGCUGGCUGGGUAUCCACCUUUCUUUGAUGACAAUCCAUUUGGAAUCUACCAGAAGAUUUUGUCUGGAAAACUGGAAUUCCCACGCCAUCUGGAUUUCUACGUCAAAGACCUCAUCAAGAAAUUUCUGGUCAUUGACCGAGCCAGACGGCUAGGCAACAUGAAGAAUGGAGCAGAUGAUGUGAAAAAGCACCGAUGGUUCAAGACUGUGGACUGGGAAGCUGUUCCUCUGAGGAAACUGAAGCCUCCAAUAAUUCCUAAAGUGUCUCAUGAGGGCGAUACAUCCAACUUUGAUAUGUAUCCAGAUGACGACUGGAAGAAAGACCCUCCUGUGCCUCCGAAGGACCUGGAGAUCUUCAGGAACUUCUAAGGACGACUGAUGGACGAACUCAUUGAGUUGUAAAGCUGCUGCUCCUGCUACUAUCAUGGAAAUUUCAUCACUUUAUCAAAAGCAGGAGAGUCCCAUCUUUUCCCUUAACAUUGAACCCUAAAAUAAGAACUACAGAUGACAAAUGCCGUGACGUAUGAAACCACUCAAAUUUAUAGUUUUUUCCAUUUUUAUUUAUCAGAAUUCAGUCACAUCGUUAC
Molecule: messenger RNA, 1157 nt
Organism: Poecilia reticulata (guppy)
Lineage: Eukaryota; Metazoa; Chordata; Actinopteri; Cyprinodontiformes; Poeciliidae
Source: RefSeq, a predicted model, not a curated record